Messenger RNA from Diceros bicornis minor, 967 nucleotides. RefSeq names its product ES cell expressed Ras (gene ERAS). The record is from RefSeq and is a predicted model, not a curated record. Bases 1 to 702 code for a protein of 233 amino acids. Gene Ontology annotation, biological process: Ras protein signal transduction. The transcript has a single exon. Lineage: Eukaryota; Metazoa; Chordata; Mammalia; Perissodactyla; Rhinocerotidae. Gene Ontology annotation, cellular component: plasma membrane. Gene Ontology annotation, molecular function: GTPase activity; GDP binding; GTP binding.
AUGGCGCAGCCAACAAAGCCUAGCAAGUUUGAUCUGGGCCUGGGCACGUGGAGCCUUAGCUCCCAGGAGAAGAGCCACAGGGCUCAGACCCCCCCCAGGGCUGUUGGCAAGCAGCUGCCCGAGUACAAGGCGGUGGUGGUGGGCGCGAGCGGCGUGGGCAAGAGUGCGCUGACCAUCCAGCUGAACCACGAGUGCUUCGUAGAAGACUAUGACCCCACGAUCCAGGAUUCCUACUGGAAGGAGAUGGCCCUGGGCCAAGGGAGCUGCAUUCUGAAUGUGCUGGACACGGCAGGGCAGCCCAUUCAUAAGGCCCUGCGUGACCAGUGCGUGGCUGUUGGGGAUGGUGUGCUGGGUGUCUUCGCCCUUGAUGACCCUUCGUCUCUAACCCAGCUCCAGCAGAUGCGGGCCACCUGGGGCCCUCACCACACUCGACCCCUCGUCCUUGUGGGCAACAAGUGUGACCUCGUGACCACCUCCGGAGAUGCUCGUGCAGCUGCUGCAGCCCUCGCGAAGAGCUGGGGGGCCCCCUUCGUGGAGACCUCAGCCAAAACACGGCAAGGUGUAGAGGAGGCCUUUACCCUGCUCAUCCAUGAGAUCCAAAGGGUCCAGGAGGCCAUGGCAAAGGAGGCCAUGGCACGGCCAAGGGGGGUGAAGGCCCGGCACCAGAAGGCCAAGUGCCACUGUGGCUGCUGUGUGGCCUGAGGGGUUUGGUCAAAGAAAAGUGGACCCUCCCCCAGGCCAGGGUGGUGGUUCCUUAACAUGAGACGUAUGGCACAACUAGCUGUUUGGGACACUGUUGGUGUAGUAGGAUAGAUGGAUCCCUCUCAGGGAAGUUUUCAUUCGGUGAUGGGCUUUUUGUCAAUGUGGGACGUGGUGUUGGUUAUGUUUGGGACGUGGUGUUGGUUAUGUUAUGUCAAAUUGAGAGAUUUUGUGCAAAAUUAAAUAAAUGGUGUUUUCAGGUUUCAAA